Acanthaster planci (crown-of-thorns starfish) is the source of this 5667-nucleotide messenger RNA. It is a transcript of the gene top3a, whose product is annotated as DNA topoisomerase III alpha. The record is from RefSeq and is a predicted model, not a curated record. Gene Ontology annotation, biological process: DNA repair; DNA topological change; DNA recombination. Gene Ontology annotation, molecular function: DNA topoisomerase type I (single strand cut, ATP-independent) activity; zinc ion binding; DNA binding. Lineage: Eukaryota; Metazoa; Echinodermata; Asteroidea; Valvatida; Acanthasteridae. Gene Ontology annotation, cellular component: RecQ family helicase-topoisomerase III complex; chromosome; nucleus.
UAGUGACGUCAUGAUGAUGUUGAAUUGUUACAUUAACUACCAAAACCUUCAAGCAAGUUAACACUUGUGAAACAACGACAUGGACGAGGCAAGGCUCAACGUAAGCUUAUGUAUUUCACUACAUCAUGCAUGUGCAUGUACUAUGUACAUAUAAAUUAGGGCCCAUGUACAUUUUUACUUACAUCACGCUUAGACAGAGACUUUACAAAGUCUCUUGACCAGAAUUGAAUUUGUAACCAUUGUACUUUUGUGCCACAAGCAACACUUAAUCAUGAAAAUCAAAUAAUUCUGAGUUCUAACAGACAAAAUUCUAUUACAAUGGGAUUUAAUCAUCUUGGUUGCUUUGGGGAAAAAAGAAAUUGAAAUAUAAGCUUAUUAACGAUCCUUCGGGAAAGACUUAUACAACUUAAUCAGAGAUUUUUUCUUGGUGACGAUAGAGAGCGCCCUCUCUUGGUAUAGUUUUCACGUGGAAAAUGGCGGCUUUCUUGAGAGGGAAAACAUGGAAAGAUGAGGAAUGUCGUCGAACUUAGCAUUUUUUGUGAUUUCAGGCAAUGUUCCAUCGAAAUAUAUUUCAACUGGUAGGUCAGCACAACAUAUUCGACAGAUUAAAUGUUUCUUUUUACCAACCAUGCAAGUUGUUUGUUGGUUGGGAAGGUUGGAAAAGUUUUGCUAAGGUCGUUCCCAACUUUCUGUGAAUUGUGGAGGUCAUCCAGUCGAGUAAAAACUAGAGCAAGUUCAAUAAUGGCGAGGGGACUGCGCGUUCUGAAUGUUGCUGAGAAGAACGAUGCAGCCAAAUCACUGGCGGAUCUGAUGUCGAGAGGCAGAUACAGAAGGAGGGAAGGGUUUUCCAAAUACAACAAGAUCUAUGAAUAUGACUACCAGCUAUUCAACCAGGACUGCAGUAUGACAAUGACAUCAGUGUCGGGACAUCUUCUCAACUAUGAAUUUGUGUCAACUUUUAAAAAAUGGCACAGUUGCAACCCUGUAGCAUUGUUUAGCGCUGAAGUUCUCAAAGGUUGUCCCGAUGACUUCAAAGACAUCAAGAGGACGUUAGAACGUGAGGCCAGACAGCAUGAUGUCCUCAUCAUCUGGACGGAUGGAGACAGGGAAGGGGAGAACAUUGGCUGUGAAAUUGUCGAUGUCUGCAAAUCAGUGAAACCACGACUGGAUGUAUACAGAGCUAGAUUUUCCGAGAUCACACCACAGUCCGUCGCCAAUGCUUGUAGGAACCUUGGUCGACCAGAUGAGAGAGUGUCAAAAGCCGUUGAUGUCCGACAAGAGCUGGACCUAAGAAUAGGUGCGGCGUUCACCCGCUUCCAGACCUUGCGCCUCUGCAAGGUGUUUCCCGGCAUCCUGGACGGCCAGUUGAUCAGCUUUGGCAGCUGCCAGUUCCCCACCCUGGGGUUUGUGGUGGAGAGGUACAAACAAGUGGAAGCCUUCAUACCAGAGAUGUUCUACAAGAUCAAAGUCUCUCACGAAGUGGAUGACACCAAGGUAGAUUUUAACUGGAAGCGGCACCGGCUGUUCCAUCGCCUGGCCUGUGAGGUACUGCUGCAAGUCUGCCUGGAGGACCCCAUGGCCACUGUCACUGACGUCAGCAGCAGAAGCAAGAGUAAAUGGAGACCCCUGCCCAUGGACACAGUGGAACUUGAGAAGCUAUCAUCUCGUAAGCUGCGCAUCGGUGCCAAGGAGACCAUGAAGAUUGCUGAGAAGCUGUACACCAAAGGGUUCAUCAGUUACCCUCGCACUGAGACCAACAUGUUCCCAAAAGACUUCAACCUCCGUGAACUAGUCCAAGAACAGACGCAGGACCAGAGAUGGGGACCAUUUGCUGCUGGGAUACUUCAGGAGGGUCCCACCCCUCGCCAAGGUAACAAGACAGACAACGCCCAUCCUCCCAUCCACCCCACCAAGUACACUGACACCCUGCCGGGCAAUGACUUCAAAGUCUAUGAGCUCAUUGUCCGUCACUUCCUGGCUUGCUGUUCCAAGGACGCCCAAGGAUUUGAGACGACCGUUCAAAUCAAGAUAGCCAGUGAAGAGUUUUCAGCCCAGGGCCUGAUGAUUGUCGCCAGAAAUUACCUCGACGUCUAUCCCUAUGACAAAUGGAAUGCCAAGGUCAUACCGGUGUUUGAGCAAGGGCAGACCUUCCGGCCUAGAGCCAUUGAGAUGGCUGAAGGGGAGACCAGUCCACCAGCUCUGUUGACUGAAGCCGAUCUGAUUGCACUUAUGGAGAAACAUGGAAUUGGCACUGAUGCGACCCACGCCGAGCACAUCGAGACCAUCAAGUCCCGGCUCUACGUGGGCGUCAGGCCCGACGGGAAGUUUGUGCCCGGUGAGCUUGGCAUGGGGCUGGUGGAGGGCUAUGACAGCAUGGGCUAUGAGCUAUCCAAGCCGGACCUGAGAGCUGAACUGGAAGCUGACCUCAAAAAGAUCUGUGAGGGUGUCAAGGACCCAGACAUAGUGCUACGAGAACAGAUCGAGAAGUAUCGACAGGUCUUCAUUGAAGCAGCUGCUAACGCUAAUAUGUUGGAUGUUGCUCUGUCUGGAUAUUUUGGUCAGCAGCCUGAGGCAUAUAUCCCAGAAAUCAAUGAGGUGGCUCCUGUCACCCCUAUCCGCUCCUGCCCAAGGUGCGGCCAGCCCAUGGUCCUCAAAGAGAAGAAGGAAGGGGGGUGGAUGGUCAGCUGUACCGGCUACCCAGCAUGCAAAGCUGCAGUCUGGUUCCCUGCCGCCAUCCUGGAGGCCAGUGUGUCUGACGAAGUCUGCCAGACUUGUAAACCAGGACCCGUCAAGAAAAUCCAAUUCAAGUUCAAGAGAGGAUCUGUACCAGCCAUGAUGCCUACAGAGUAUACUGGCUGUGUUGGAGGAUGCGAUGCCAUGUUGAAGGAGGCCCUAGACCUGAACCUAGCGUACCUCAGACCAGCAACUCAGCCACAAGUGCCAACAACAAAUGCGAGGAAUGACAGGGGAAGGGGUGGUGCCCAAAGAGGAGGGGGAGGUGGAAACAACAGGGGAGGAGGAAGGGGAGGGGCAUUUGGGACUGGAGGGGCGGGGUUUGGCAGUGGGAGGAGGGGGGGGGGAGCAAGGGGAGGGGGCGGAGCCGGGUUUGGAGGGCCGAAUCAAAGAGGCGGUAGAGGCUUCUCUUCAAAUGCUCCACAGUCAAGACCUCCACUGAAUCAGUUGCCUGCUGGCGGGCAGUCGUUCUUUGCUGGUUCCGGUGGCAGUGGUGACAACGCAGUGGUGUGUGACUGUGGGAAUGAUGCUUUGAAGCUAACUGUCAAGAAGGAAGGCCCCAAUAAUGGACGUCAGUUUUAUAAGUGCAAUAGUGGAAACUGCAAUUUCUUCCUGUGGGCUGAUGAGAACUCGACACCCAACGACUCCUCGAGUAACCAGAGCAGCCUGGGCCGGAAAGCUGGAGAGAAUUCCUGGAAUGCCCAGUAUUCCACCGGAAACACCUGGAGUAGCGGCAGCAGUGGGUAUGAGUCGGGGAAAGACUCAUCGUCUGGACUGAGAACAAACAACUGGGGAGAGGUUAUGUGCCAGUGCGGACAGGCUGCAGUAUUACGUACAGUCCAGAAAGAAGGGCCCAACAAAGGUAGGGACUUCCACUGCUGUGGCAAACCGCAGGGUAAGCAGUGCAAAUUCUUUGAGUGGGCUGACGGUAACAACAACAACAGUGGAUGGGGCACUGGUGCUAGCAGAGGGGGCGGAGCCAGACACCAACCCACAUGGGGCGAUGGCAGGCGAGGAGGGUUUGGUAAGAAGGGAGGAGCCAGCUCUGGGUUUGGAGGGGGUGGAGAUGACACCAGAAAGAGGAAGAAACCAAAGUGUAGUCUCUGCAAUCAAGAAGGUCACACCAAGCGCAGUUGCCCCAUGAAAUAAAAACAGAAUUCUCCAAGCCUCCAGAGCGUGGAGUGGCCAACAAGAUUCAAGUUACAUGCACUGUCUCUGAAUAUUAUGCCAGGCGGCAUCCCACAGCUAUGUGAAACAUCAUAUUAAUAACUCAGUUAAGAUGAUAUUUCUACCAAAUUUCUAGAAAAGUCUAGUCAUCCAUCUUAGAGAUGUUAUAAUUUGAAUGGACACUGCCAUGUGUACAGGGAAUUGGAAGCACUCCACCAUUGAUUGGGUACUUUAUCCAAAAUUUCUAAUUAAAUUUUCAAAUUGAAACCAGUUGGAUCCAGUGAGCAAGUUUGGCAUUCCAACACUGCCUGCCCAAAGUGCAGUGCAUCUGAGGUCAUUUGGGGACAUACACCUGUUUGAGGUCUACCCUAUCAGCAUGUCCUCACACUGAGUUGAAUGUGGUUUUGUUUUGAAUGACCUUGGCCAUGUUUGAAAUUUCAAACUGGCACAUUGGAAUUUCUUUCCAUUUUGUAAUUGGCACGAACCAGUUGGCACCAAUUGGAAGUAACUGUAACCAAUUGGAAGCAGUUGGAUCUGGCUGGAAGCAGUUGCAACUGGUUGGAAGCCAUUGGAGCCAGUUGGGACCGACUGGAACCAGAUGGGAUGGAUGCCGCCAAUCAGAACCAAUUGUGACUAGCCGAACGGAUUUCCAGUUCACUGGAAAAAAGCCCAGUUGGAAUGAUUCAAAUUUCUGUAAUUUGUAUAUUGUGCUCACGCUCCAGUUUGCUUGUUUCUGAGCAUUUUUGUUGCAUGCAUAUUCAUCUUCAACAUUACGUUCAAAAACCAAUCUUCUGUAUUCACCUUCAUCAUGCCCCUUUAAACCACCCUCCAUUAGAGUCCUCUAGCUGUAGCCUCAUGCGUUUUUCUAAGCAUUUGUUUGGUCUCCAUCCAUGAGAAAUUUUCAUCUAACCAUUUACUUUAUUUGAGAUUGGGGAAUGUAUUGUCUUUGUCAAGGGGAGUGUUCAGUUUGUAAUAUUUCAGGGUUUUUUUUACACCGCUGGAGGUUUGAUGGAAACUAUGGGUGUACUGAAGGGUCAACGAAAGUUCUCAAAUUUUGUGCAUUUCUCUCCAAACCACUUUCUCCAUUGCAAUAAUCUCUCUUAACCCUAAAAGAGCCGGGGAGGGGGGGAACCCAACCCCUAGACAUUUUUUUCUGAUAUCUCCACAGCAUAAUUUUUUCAGGAGCUGAGCUUUUAGAAUUUUAUAGAGUAACUUGUUGCUAUUUUUUGACACCAAGUUUAUGAAAAUCAAACCUACCGUUCUUGCGCAGUGCCUAUUUUUCUGAGGUGGGGUAGUAAAAAAGUGUACUUUUGCCACGUCUAUGCUCGGUGCACACAGGCUAGCACGCAUGUAGUAUUGAACUUCAAAUAACCAUAACAACAAAAUGACAUGUUUGAUUGAUUUCAAACUUCACAUUCACAAUGAUAAGGAGUGUCUUAAUAUUCCCUUGGGGUGGGGGGCCUGGAAUCUGCCCCCACCUGGCUAUGAGAUGAGCCAAUAUAACCCAGUUCUUUUGAAGGUUAAUCCCCUCCCCCCCAGUCUUCAUAGAUUUCUGUGCAUUUUGUUUCUGGAUAAAAGCAUAUUUUAAAUCAGAAUCAAAUAACUUACAUGCAUGGAUCAUACUCAUUGUGAUUUCCACACUAAAAACUAACAAAAAGAAACAAAACAGAUGUGCAUCACCAUCAUUGUUUUUAAUAUUUGUACCAAAUCGUUGUACAUUAGAUGUUCAUAUCUAACAUUUUACAAUAAAUCUUGUAUUAGUGGCAA